AUGGCAAGUUCAAAGGACAUAAGUAUCAAGACCAAUGUCAUUAUGGAUAUGGUAAUGCAACUUGCAUUGGUAAGGGAGCGUGUAAAGAAACAGCUUAAUGAUUUAGCAAAAGAAAACAAGUUCCUCAAAGUGAAGCUAAGAAAGACUGAAAAGGAUGAAUACUGGACUGCAGACGACAUUGAUAAGAGUGAAAAAAUGUUGCCAACAUCUAGAGCUGACUCGGCUGAUGCGUCGUUGAAUGCUGAAUCACAAGGAAAGUCAUUAAAAUCAGUCUCCAACUCUCUGGUGGAGGAAACACUUAAUACUGCAUCUUCAGAUCAAAAUGAAAUGGACAUUUCCAACAGUGCAAAAAAUGGCAAUAAUCUGGAUUAA
This is a messenger RNA of Oldenlandia corymbosa var. corymbosa, 372 nucleotides long. The record is from the annotation of a GenBank genome assembly. Lineage: Eukaryota; Viridiplantae; Streptophyta; Magnoliopsida; Gentianales; Rubiaceae.